This is a messenger RNA of Mercurialis annua (annual mercury), 309 nucleotides long. Its product is annotated as NADH dehydrogenase [ubiquinone] 1 beta subcomplex subunit 7. NCBI's taxonomy places the organism in Eukaryota, Viridiplantae, Streptophyta, Magnoliopsida, Malpighiales, Euphorbiaceae. Gene Ontology annotation, cellular component: mitochondrion. Bases 1 to 309 code for a protein of 102 amino acids. The transcript has a single exon. The record is from RefSeq and is a predicted model, not a curated record.
AUGGAAGCUCCGGGAUCAUCAAAGCCGAUGAUAGCAACCCAAGAAGAAAUGGUAGAAGCCAGAGUCCCAAUCCCAUACCGAGACCAAUGCGCCCAUUUGCUCAUCCCUCUCAACAAGUGCCGCCAGGCCGAGCUUUAUCUCCCCUGGAAAUGCGAGAACGAGCGCCACACUUACGAGAAGUGCGCCUAUGAGCUCGUCAUGGAGCGCAUGCUUCAGAUGCAGAAGAUCCGCGAACAAGAAGCCAAGCUUAAACAGCCCAAUAAGCAGGGCGGCCUUAUCCCUCUCAUCCCCAAAACUGCUAAUGCUUAG